UUCAUAGAGCUAAAGCUCAAAGCAAAAGUUAAUUGCCUUAAAACCCCUCUCUCAACUUCACAUAUUCCGUCUCCUUCCCUACUAUAGAAACAUUUUAAACACUAUUAGAACAGAUUAAUUUUUCUGUUUUCUCCCUCUUAUUAACCAGCUUUUAUUUGUCUCUCUAGUUCAUCAAUGGAGGGUGAACGAUGGAACUCUAGCAAAACUAUAAAACCAAAUGAAUUGGUGUUCGAACAAGAUCCAAAGUCCGGCUUGUCCUUUUGCUACCUAUUGAUAUUUUUCCAAGAGUAUUAUCCACCCGGUUUCCUAAAAAAGGUGAUAGCAGAGAUAAUUGCAACGUUCCUAUUAGUGUUUGUGACAUGUGGUGCAGCAGCAAUUAGUGCUAGCGAUGAACACAAAGUGUCGAGACUUGGAGCGUCCGUAGCAGGUGGACUAAUAGUGACAGUGAUGAUAUAUGCAGUUGGACAUAUCUCUGGUGCACAUAUGAAUCCUGCCGUUACCUUUGCUUUUGCCGCCGUUAGACAUUUUCCUUGGAGACAGGUACCAUUAUAUGCAGCAGCACAAAUUACAGGAGCAACCUCAGCUGCAUUCACACUGCGAAUAUUGCUUCAUCCAAUAAAACAUGUGGGAACUACAACUCCCUCAGGCUCAGACAUUCAAGCUUUAAUCAUGGAAAUUGUAGUCACCUUCUCUAUGAUGUUCAUCACCUCUGCAGUUGCCACUGAUACCAAAGCUGUAAGGAUCCCAAAAAUCACGUUCUUUGUGUUUGUUAUAACGUAAUUUAUUUUCCCAAAAAGUAUUUUUCAUGAUAAUAUUAACCAUUUUUAAGUGUCUGGUUUUCGAAAAACAUUUUUUAUCAAAA
Lycium ferocissimum is the source of this 862-nucleotide messenger RNA. Its product is annotated as aquaporin NIP2-1-like. Gene Ontology annotation, molecular function: channel activity. NCBI's taxonomy places the organism in Eukaryota, Viridiplantae, Streptophyta, Magnoliopsida, Solanales, Solanaceae. The coding region runs from base 175 to 780 and encodes 201 amino acids. Gene Ontology annotation, biological process: transmembrane transport. Gene Ontology annotation, cellular component: membrane. The record is from RefSeq and is a predicted model, not a curated record. The transcript is spliced from 3 exons.